Messenger RNA from Pimephales promelas (fathead minnow), 3270 nucleotides. RefSeq names its product thyroid hormone receptor interactor 10b (gene trip10b). Gene Ontology annotation, molecular function: protein binding. NCBI's taxonomy places the organism in Eukaryota, Metazoa, Chordata, Actinopteri, Cypriniformes, Leuciscidae. Gene Ontology annotation, biological process: signal transduction. The record is from RefSeq and is a predicted model, not a curated record.
UUUGUAAGGAUAUUUUUAUCCAGCGGAUGUCAGUGUGGCACAAACUUCAAUAUCUUCACUUUUUCUCCUCGGAUCAUAAAGUUCUUCCAUUUUACCUGUGAUUUUACCUGUGUUUUGUUUCUUAUUUCUCAACGGAGUUAUAAACGGUGUUUAUUUAUAAGAUGUCCAGCGACUGAAAACCACAAGCAUACACCUGUGAACAAACACCUGUAAACUCACUCACUCAGGUGUACUGAAGUGAAACUCACUCGCCACAGAUCCGUGAGAGAAACUACUGCGAGGAUCGCUUUACCUGGUAAAGAAAGACGAGAACCGUGUUUCAUGGGAAUAUAGGUCUCGUGAUCAGCAAUACUCGUAUUUCUGAAAGUAUUUUGAGUUAAAACAACUUCCUGUCGGAGUUUCGCGUCUGAUCUGAGAUCAUGGAUUGGGGAUCAGAUCUGUGGGACCAGCAUGACGUGAUCGAGCGACACACUCAGAGCGGACUGGAUCUGCUGGACCGAUACUUGAAGUUUGUCAAAGAGAGAGCCGAGGUUGAGCAGAAUUACGCCAAACAGCUCAGGAGUCUCUGUAAGAAAUAUUCCAGACGAGGCAUCAAAGAAGAUCAGGACACAAAGUUGAGCAGUCAGCAGGCGUUUCAGGCGUUGCUGAACGAGCUGAGCGAGUACGCGGCUCACAGAGAGCAGCUGUCCGAGAGCAUGACGGUGUCCAUCUGUGCGGAGCUCAGCAGAAACCUGCAGGAGCUGCGACUCGAGCGCAAGAACCAUUUCUGUGAAGUUAAGAAGGCUCAGCAGAACCUGGAGACCACCUUCAAACAGCUGGAGAUGAGUAAGAGGCGUUUUGAGAAGGAAUGGAGAGAGGCAGAGAAGGCUAUUCAGCAAACAGAGAGAGUGCAGCAGGACACCAACUCGACUAAAGCAGAAGUGGACAGGGCCAAACAGCAAUCACACAGUCGCGUCCACAUCGCGGACGAGAGUAAGAACGAAUACGCUUCACAACUCCAGAGAUACAACAAGGAGCAGAGCAACCUCUACCACUCAGAGAUUCCCUCCGCGUUUAAGAAGCUGCAGGAACUGGAGGAGCGGCGCAUCCGGCUGCUGGCCGACGGCUACGUGCAGCUCUCCGAGGCCGAGAAGAAGGUCCUGCCCAACAUCAACAAGUGUCUGGACACGAUCAGCAGCACCGGGAGGAACAUCGAUGAGAAACAAGAGACUCUGGUGCUCAUCGAGCAGCACAGAUCUGGCGCAGCGCCCCCUGCUGACGUGGAGUUUGAGGAUUACAGUCAGGCAAUCAAACCUGUCGGGACUGACAACACACCACACCUGCCGAAGGUGCGCAUCAAACAACUGUUCAAGAAAAAACAGGUGACGUCUCCAUCUGAUAAAAACAUGCCGUCUUCGCCGGAGGACUUCUCUCGUCUUCCUCCAGACCAGAGACGCAGGCGUUUGCAGGAGAAGAUGGAGGACGUACAGAAAGAGCUGCAGAAAGAGACAGAGCAGAGCGAGGCUCUGAUGAAGAUGAAGGGUGUUUAUGAGCAGAACUCGCAGCUCGGCGAUCCAUCCAGCCUUCAGCCUCAGAUCAUAGAAACUGCUGUCAACAUCGUCAGACUCAAAGGAGAGAUCAGCAAAUACCAGGGUCAGCUGACUGAAGCCGGUGGAGGGACAGCCUGUGCGGAGUAUCUGGCUGUGCUGAGUGAGUCCAGCACGUCUCCGUCAGAGAACAUCUAUGAAUGUGGUUUUGAGGACGAGUUCGAGGUGGACUUCCCCAUGGGCCAGUGUACAGCGCUCUAUGACUUUGAUGGCAGCAGCGAGGGAGCCGUGUGCAUGCGGGCGGGCGAGCAGCUGAGUCUGAUGGACGAGGAUCACGGUGACGGCUGGGUCAGAGUUCAGAGAGCCAGUGGAGAUGUGGGAUACGUGCCGGCCUCAUACAUACAGAUCAUCUGAUCAGUCAUGUGACACUCACUCCAUACACUCCUGUGUUAUGCUAGCUUUACUCUCAGUAUGUUAUAUGCUUCUGCUGGUGAAUUCUGUGCAUUUGUGUUUUUAAAGAUUAUGCUUAUUGUGUUUGUUGAAGUGUGUGUGUUUUACAUGAAUCCAGUCGUGUGUGUUCAGACGUUCGACUUUGCUUCUGUAUGUUAUACUGCUGAAUUAAAGGCUGUUCACACCAAACAUGAUGAUAACUGUUACUAUUAGCACACCAACAUACUUUAACUAACUGCAGUUGGAGGAUUCUGAUUGGCUGAUGGAUUGAAAGUUCAUUCCUCAGAUCUUUAUCAUUAUAAUUAUUAUUUCACUAUUUUAUUUAAUUUUUAAAAUUGAUCCGGUUUACAAUAACAAUAAUGAUAGUUUCAGUAACUUUGUAAUCCAUUUUAUGUAAAUAGUCUACUGUGAAAAAGUAGUUAGCGUCGCCUGUCUCUUUAAAUGCUCGCGGUCUUUCAAGCAGGAUGGAUUCUGAUUGGCUGUCAGUGUUUUUAACGUACAUCAGCUGGGGAAAUGGUUCUGAGGUGAUUCCAACGUUAUCGUUCCUCUGUGUCGUUAUAGUUAUAGUUGUGGACUCUGAUAUUCUUUAACAAUGAGAGUGAUUUUAAAUUAUAUUGUUAGUUAUCGACCUAUUUUAAGAAUGGCAUUUAGAGCGAUUACUAUUUUUUUUAUAUCAAUCGUUGUUUAUGUGAAUGGGCCCAUUUAGUAUUCAACAUUUAGAUUUUAAAGUCAAACGCAACUCUUUUAAAACAUGGAUCUAUCAUGAUGUGUUUGGUACUUCUGUGAGUGUGUACAGACAUCGGAUCAGAAUUACGGUAAGUCGUUGAGUAGAGUUCUGUUUUGGUACAAAUACAGGUGUGUGUGUCUUGUGUGUCUCCCCCUGCUGGCGACACAUAACAUCAAUAAUUAUCAUUUUGUCGACCCUUGGGUGUAGUAUGAAUUCAUGAAGAACAUGUGAAUACAUCAAAAUGUUAACUUUUAUUCUGUAACAUUUUUGAAUACUGUUCUUACCCCACUCGAUUUAAAGUAAAGGGUUGUGAAUCCUGUUUUAUGUUGAUCGGAAACUAAAGCAGACUUGGUUCGAUGUAUACAUUUCCAUUUUAAUUCAUUAAGAAACUAAAAUAUAUUCUUUCAAAAAUAAACUGCCUCUGAAAUUGGGCAUAUUUGGCAUAUUUCACUCAAGCGUGAACAAAAUCACAGUUUUGAAACAUCAUCAUCAUCAAGAUCUCAAAUGCAUCACAAUAUAAUGUGUAAACAAAGCUGAAAUCUGCAAUAUUUUCAAUGUAAAAAAAAA